Molecule: messenger RNA, 2549 nt
Organism: Magallana angulata
Lineage: Eukaryota; Metazoa; Mollusca; Bivalvia; Ostreida; Ostreidae
Product: P protein-like
Exons: 20
Coding region: 236-2464 (742 amino acids)
Biological process (GO): transmembrane transport
Cellular component (GO): membrane
Source: RefSeq, a predicted model, not a curated record
UAAAAACAGUCACACGUGACUGAUAUCGCUUUUAUGAUGUCAUUAUGUUGAAGUGGACACCAAUAGCAGGAAAAUGCUAACAUUGUUCUAAGGUCAAUUGUCAUUUCACGGAUUUCACUAUUAUUGGAUUAUUUAACUUUACAUUUAUAUAUGACGAAAGGAAUUGGUUAAAAGAAAGAGGUGGAAAUCUGUGUCUCGUGUUCAACAUAUUGGACUUUGAUAAACAGCAUCCAUCAUGACUUCAGAGAAAUCCACCUCCGAUCUGCAGACCCUCCUUCAUUAUAAUCGUCCAAAGUCGACCCCACCCGCAGCCAAUCUAACGUCCAAGGAAGAGUCCACAUUCGGGGGGCCUUUCAGAGCCUCCUCUGUCGUUCCCUUUGAUAGUCGAGCGAGCGACGAGAGGACGCCCCUUAUCGGAGUUGUCAGAGGCCAAAGUGAAACGUUUUCACAAAAUGAAGAAGAAGACGAAGAGGAAACAUUUGAUAAACAGAGUUUACGGGACUACUUCAGCUGGAAAAACAAGUGGACAAUCCUCAACCACAUCAAGAUAGCUGUGCUGCUCAUCAUAACGUCAGUAUGCUGUAUUGGAAUUAUGAUGAAAGAAGAGAUCAAGACAGAACACUGGCACCAAGUCAGCGUGGACAACAAGAUUCAGUAUCAGGAGUUCGAUUCCCAUAAUAACCCAGUAAAAUUACUCCUUAAAGGACCAAUCAAGGAAAAUAUAAACGGAUCUCUACGAGUUACAUUUGGGGAUAAGAGUAAAAAUGACACUUGGAAAUUAGAAGUUGACGACGUUAUGCUAAACAGCGGCGAUGCCGCUGAAAUAGAGCACAAGUUCGACAAAAGCGCCGAAUCAAAAGAGAGCAUUGCGUUCGAAUUGUCAUCUAAUCUGAGUGUGGUUUUGCUGUGGAAAGGAGAAGAGCUCCCCACCGCCGAGAUCGUGUAUGCUGCCAUCAUCUUACUGUUCGUGUAUAUCUUGAUUAUUUUUGAGCUUGUACAUAGAACAUUGGCUGCAAUUUUAGGAUCCCUUGCUGCCAUAGCAGCGCUGUCUUUGUUUGACAAGCGACCAGAACUGGGCACCAUAAUUUCCUGGAUUGACAUGGAGACUUUGAUGUUACUCUUUGGUAUGAUGGUCAUCGUCUCCAUCUUCUCUGAAACGGGCUUUUUCGACUCAUGCGCACUUCAGGCUUAUAAACUUGCAAAGGGUAAGGUGUGGCCAUUGAUUACCUUGCUUUGCGUCUUUAGUGCUGUAGUGUCGGCUUUUUUAGACAAUGUCACCACCAUUUUGCUCCUGGCUCCCGUAACAAUCAGAUUAUGCGAAGUGUUGAACCUGGAUCCUAAGAACAUUUUGAUUGCUGAAGUUUUGUUCUCUAACAUUGGCGGCACUGCGACAGCCAUUGGUGACCCACCCAAUGUUAUCAUUGUGUCCAACUCAGAUAUGAAAGAUAAAGGUAUUGACUUUGCCACCUUUACUGGACAUAUGUGCGUUGGUAUAAUUUUCGUGGGGUUUGUGGGAUAUGGAGCCCUCAGAUUACUAUAUCGUGAUAUUAACAAACUUCAAAACCAGGAUCCGCCGGAAAUUGCAGAGUUGAAGCACGAGAUCGAGUUGUGGCGGCGCGCGGCGGCGCGGGUGUCCGUGGUGUCUAGAGAGGAGAGCAUAAUGAAGGCGCUGUUCCAACAGAAGGCCGUACAGAGGGAGAACGCCCUCAUCAAACAGCUCUACAGAAUGAGGAGGACUGAAAAGAAAGACUUUCAACAAAACGUGCGAGAACUAGAAAGAAAGUAUUACAUCACCGACCGGUGGCUGUUGGUCAAGACCGGACUGGUGCUUGCCGGGGUCAUCCUCUGCUUCUUUCUCCACUCCUUCAUAAACGGCAUGCACAUAGACCUGGGUUGGAUUGCCGUCAUCGGAGCCAUUUUUCUCUUGGUGGUGGCAGACAUCAAAGAAAUGGAAAACAUUCUUCACAGGGUGGAGUGGGCCACCCUCAUCUUCUUUGCUGCUCUCUUCGUCCUGAUGGAGGCCCUGACAGAACUGCAAUUGAUUGAUUGGAUCAACACUCAAGUCACUGAUUGGAUUCGGGGAUUGGAAGACGACAAGAAACAGCAGCUGGCGGUAGCCAUUCUUCUCAUCCUCUGGGUGUCCGCCAUAGCUUCCAGUUUCAUAGACAACAUCCCCUAUACAACAGCAAUGAUUCCUGUCCUGCUUCAAAUUAGUGAAUCUGAAAACAUUCCACUUCAGCCACUUACAUUCGCCUUGGCUUUUGGUGCAUGUUUAGGAGGGAAUGGGACUCUGAUUGGUGCGUCUGCUAAUGUGGUGUGUGCUGGCAUUGCUGAACAACAUGGCUAUGGCUUCAGCUUCAAAGAAUUUUUCAAGGUCGGGUUUCCUUUGAUGUUGGUUACAACUGUGAUCGCCAUGUUUUACCUGCUGAUAUGUCACGUGGCUUUCAAAUGGCACCCAGAUUGAACAUACAUUAUUGUAUUGUACACAAUAUACAAUAGAAAACAGUGCAUGUUCAAAACUUAUUGUGUUCUCCCCCCCCCCCCCCCCC